Sphenostylis stenocarpa is the source of this 1077-nucleotide messenger RNA. The record is from the annotation of a GenBank genome assembly. Lineage: Eukaryota; Viridiplantae; Streptophyta; Magnoliopsida; Fabales; Fabaceae.
AUGGCGCUGUGGAUGGAAAAGGGUUCGGAGCCCAUAACCGAAAGCGAAAAGGCAGACCUUGAAGCCAUUGCUGCACUCAAAGAGUCUGCUGCCUUUGAAUUCAAGGAAAAGGGUAACCAAUAUGUGAAGAUGGGUAAGAAGCAUUACUCUGAUGCUAUUGAUUGCUACACAAGGGCAAUUGAUCAGAAGGCCUUGAGUGACUCUGAUACCUCUAUUCUUUUUUCAAAUAGAGCUCAUGUGAAUUUGCUGCUAGGAAAUCUUAGACGUGCUCUCAUAGAUUCUCAGGAGGCCCUUAAGUUGUGUCCUUCAAAUAUAAAGGCAAUUUAUAGAGCUUCCAAAGCUUCCCUUUCACUGAAUAUGUUGGCUGAAGCAACCGAGUAUUGUCUGAAGGGUCUUCAGUUGGACCCUAAUAACGAAGAUUUGAAGAAGCUUGACAGACAGAUUGGUCUGAAGAUAUCAGAGAAGGAAAUGCAUGAGGCUCAAGUCUCCAAGGCUGCUGCAGAGACAAAGGAACUUGUGUCUGCUAUAGAGUAUAGAGGUUUGAAGAUUGGAAAGGCAAUGUAUCGAGAACUUACUGGAUUAAGGAAACCUGUGUUGGAUAAAAGUAAUAUCCUUCAUUGGCCUGUUGUUCUUCUGUACGCAGAGGUUAUGUCCAGUGACUUCAUUGAGGAUUUCUGCGAGACUGACAUGUUUUCGCAAUCAAACAUAUUUGCAGAAGAUCAGCCAUUGUCAUGGGAUGUUGAAAACAACUACAGACGUGAAUUUAUUGAAUUAUACUAUGAGGCUGGUUCUGGACUUUGUCUAUCAAAGGAAAAACUUCAUCGUUGUCUAUUAGAAGGAACUGCAGCUUCUCACAGUGAAGAUGUUGGUGAUGAAGAGAAAGAUGCAGUUGAGGAUUAUAAGCAACAAACGGGUUCCCCAAAAUGGAUCGAAGUGAAUGAUAGGAAAACGCUCCACGAUGUUCUGAAAGAGCCUAAUUUCAUCAUUCCUGGGAUCCCAGUCUUCUAUGUUGUUUCGAAGCAAUCCAGCUUUUACAGCAAGUUCAAAGCUGGAAAGUGGGCUCCUCCAAGUGUAUGA